Molecule: messenger RNA, 1236 nt
Organism: Colletotrichum truncatum
Lineage: Eukaryota; Fungi; Ascomycota; Sordariomycetes; Glomerellales; Glomerellaceae
Product: CCCH zinc finger DNA binding protein
Source: RefSeq, a predicted model, not a curated record
AUGACUGACACGGCAGGCUACAAGCUCUUGGAGGAGAGAUGGAACGUGUGCAAGAUCCAAGAGGAUCAGAAAGCAUCGUUAAUAGCGGAUUUGUUCAAUCACAUAAGCUUCUUGUCCGGCGAGCUUUCUGAUGCCAAUCAAAGACUGGAAGAGAAGAGCGCUUUCAUCCAAUCUAUGAAGCAGAAAACCCAUGAUUAUAAAGAGCAGGUUGAUGCCCUCCAGACAGAGAAGGAACAGGCCAAACACUCUUUCGCACUUGUGGUUGUUGAUGGAGAUUCCAUGCCGUUUCUUGAUGAGCUUGUCAAGGAUGGAUUUGCUGGUGGUAAGAAGACUGCUGGGUUGCUAAGAAAACAAGUUUCGAAGGAACUCACAGCAUCGGGUUUUGACCUGCCACCGCACUCUCACAUUGUGAUUCGGGUGUAUGCCAAUCUUAAGGGACUUGGGAAGACUUAUCAGGAUAUUGGAAUCCUGGAAAAUUGUGGUGUAUUGGAGGAGUUUGUUCGGGGGUUCAACAUGGGAGCGCCCCUGUGUGACUACAUUGAUGCCGGAAAUGGUAAGGAAUGUGCGGAUGAGAAAGUAAAGGAAAAUUUUCAGCUCGGUUUAAACGACAUCCAUUGCCAUCGGAUUAUGUUCUGCGGCUCAGCCGACAAUGGCUACACUCGCCUACUCGACAAGUAUGUCAUAGAAGAUGUCAAACGUGAAAAGGUUGUCUUAGUAGAAGGCCCACCUUUUGCUUACGAAUUGGCAAAGAUCAAAGAGGAGUUUCGCGUUGUUGAGUUGAAUGACGUUUUCAGAACUCAGAACUUACCUCAGAUAAAUCGCAGGGUAUCUGCUCCAACCACGCCUCCUUCGACUCCAUCCGGUGGCUAUGCCGCUGCUGCGGCAAGAGCAUCGUUCACUACAACAGCUUCUUCUUCUUUGAACCAACAAACUUCUAUGGCAAUGGCCAGGCCGAAUCUAGCCGGUGUGUUUCGGAACGAGGCUGGCGACCGCAUUGAUUCACCUCUCAACUGCACGCCUCAUGAAGUUACCUUUAUGAAGAAUCGCAAGAUGUGCAACAGUUUUCACCUCCUUGGGCAUUGUUCUUACCUGCAAUACAAUGGACGGUGUCUAUAUGAGCAUGGAAAUAGGCUCGUAGGGAGGGAUCUUCAAGCUUUGAGAGCAGUCGCCCGUUAUACUCUCUGCCAAGCAGGUCUGAGUUGCAAUGAUCCAGACUGCAUGUAUGGACAUCGAUGA